Messenger RNA from Penicillium robsamsonii, 1014 nucleotides. Its product is annotated as ankyrin repeat domain-containing protein. Gene Ontology annotation, cellular component: cytoplasm; nucleus. NCBI's taxonomy places the organism in Eukaryota, Fungi, Ascomycota, Eurotiomycetes, Eurotiales, Aspergillaceae. Gene Ontology annotation, biological process: regulation of DNA-templated transcription. The record is from RefSeq and is a predicted model, not a curated record. Gene Ontology annotation, molecular function: protein binding; DNA-binding transcription factor activity. The coding region runs from base 1 to 1014 and encodes 337 amino acids. The transcript is spliced from 2 exons.
AUGGAGGUGAAAAAGAAGAAGAGUACUCUCGAGCACCGUCGUGCACAGAAUCGUUUGGCUCAGCGCAGGUUCCGUCAACGUCAGAGCCAGCAGAAGGCCAACGCAGAUCAACCUCAGCAGACGCAGACCCUAGAGCCAUCCGUAUCGGCGACCGAUGACCCAUCCGAUCUUUUCAAUUUCUCAUCUGAAACCAGGUCGACACACAGCCCUGUCAAAUCCCCGCCUGGGUUUGGCAUCAACUGCCUACAAGGCGGUGCCAAUGGACUGAUCGGCAUCCAGAAUUUCAUAAACAUGGACGACUUAAUGGACUCAUCCCUGCCAAGUCUCCUUGCAGGCCCCUCACCGGGCAUAUCUAACACCGAUUCCGCUGAGCAUACCCUUUUCGGCAGCGAUCGAGACUUUAUCCCCAAACAUCCAGGCUCCCUAGCAAGCACAGUCGGAAGCAGCAGCACUCACAGAACAACACCAGACAUUUUCGACACAAACUUCCCACCGAAAUCACUAACAGACGAUUCAACACCCGCUAGUGCUAGGAGCGCCAGCGCACUCUCUCCUGAGACAGCAAAAUCCCAUGACACAGGCUCAGGCUGGCUGUCCGCACUUCAUAUAGCCGCACAGAAGGGACACCAUCGGAUCAUGCGCAUGCUACUCCAGCAGGAUAUCGACUGCGAUGAGAUAGACAGCGAUGGGCUAACACCCUUAAUCCAUGCGACGAUUGGCGGCCACGAAGACGUUGUCACGUUGCUGCUCAUGCAUGGGGCGCGUAUAGACAAGGUCGAUCGCCAGAACCGUUCGGUGCUCCAUUUCGCGGUUAGUCAUCGUCGCCAGACAAUAUUGAAGAUUCUGUUGGAUUAUUGCGUGGGCGACCAGGGGCUCAUUGAUGCCUAUGAUAGUGGCGGGCGCACGCCGCUGCAUAUUGCGGUCGAUACUGGGUUUGAGGCGGGCGUGCAGGCUCUCGUGCAGCGUGGAGCUAGUGUACAUUAUAGGACUAGGAAGACGCUUCCAGUUCCAUAG